Anopheles stephensi (Asian malaria mosquito) is the source of this 2869-nucleotide messenger RNA. RefSeq names its product ubiquitin carboxyl-terminal hydrolase nonstop (gene not). Gene Ontology annotation, molecular function: zinc ion binding; cysteine-type deubiquitinase activity. The transcript has 3 exons. The record is from RefSeq and is a predicted model, not a curated record. NCBI's taxonomy places the organism in Eukaryota, Metazoa, Arthropoda, Insecta, Diptera, Culicidae. Gene Ontology annotation, biological process: protein deubiquitination. Bases 354 to 2216 code for a protein of 620 amino acids.
AAAAAAACAACCAAUUUCAACGCACUGAAGCACAGGAUGACCGAUUUGUGAGCCUUUCCGCAUAAAGUUAACAAAAAAGUGACGCUAGAAUGGGUAAUUAAGCCCUCACAGAAGAAAAACCAACAACAAGUUCCUACGUGUCGUAAGCGUUUUCGAUUGACGGGCAUAGUGUGGGUCGACACGGUAUGGAUCGCAUGUGAAAAGCACGGCCUUCGGACAAAACACUCCCCACACACACGCGAACCGGCAUUCGGUGCUAGCAUUGUGUGUGCCCACUGUCGAGGAAUUGCAAAACGUUGAUCACCACACGGGAAAAUCUUCGCGCAAGGAAACAGCAACGAACACGCCGAGCAAUGGGUGAUACGGGCUGUGUACACUUUGCGGCAUACGUGAAGGAGUACGGGUACGAUUCGUACAGUGUGGUGCACGCGUACUUUAGUGCCUGCAUCAACAAGGAAGCGAGGCGUCGGAAAGCUCUGUCCUGUCUGUGCUACAAGUGUGGAAGCUCUGGGCCGCAGCUAUACUCCUGCCUGCACUGCAUCUACUUCGCCUGCAAGGGAGCGCACAUAAACGAACACUACAAGCACACGAAACACUUUAUGGCGCUGGAGCUGUGUUACGGCAUGCUGUACUGCUACCAGUGUCGGGAUUUUAUCUACCACAGCAAAUGUCAGGCAAUUGCCGAACGGCACCUACGGUGCGAGGCUCGCAGUCUCGACAAAAGUCUUUCCUGGCGACCCUGGAGCCCCUCCCGGCUGGAGAUCGAUCUGCUGCUGAAGAACCCGAAACGCAGGCACGUAACCGCUCUGACCAGCAUCGGCCUUCGGGGGUUGCUAAAUCUAGGCUCAACCUGUUUCAUGAACUGCAUCGUGCAGGCUCUCAUCCACACACCGCUUUUGCGGGAUUACUUCCUGGCCGAGCUGCACGAGUGCACCACGAAAACGGCCGCCAAGUGUCUCGUGUGUGAAGUGUCGCGAUUGUUUCAGGAGUUUUAUUCCGGUGCACGGGGUCCACUGUCGUUGCACCGGUUGCUGCACCUGAUCUGGAACCAUGCCCGGCAUUUGGCCGGAUACGAGCAGCAAGAUGCGCACGAGUUCUUCAUCGCUACGCUCGACGUGUUGCAUAGGCACUGUAAAAUAUCAAUGACGGAAGUGGCUGCUAAUGCGGCGGCGGCGGCGGCUGCUGCUGCAGCGGCGGCCGCGGCCGCAGCAGCAGCAGCUGCAAGUGAAAAAUCGAAAUCCUCCCAGCCAAAUGCCCAUCAGCAGUCGCAUAAUCAGCACACGGGGACAAACUACCAUGGGCAGCAAGGUGCUUCCCAGCAGGAAGGCUCGCAACAACUGCCCCAGUCCGGCCCAAACGCUCCACCACUAGCGGCGGCGGCUUCCCUUACCACGGCCGGCACAACCACUGCUACCGGCGGAACCAACAGCGGCCAAAGCCAACCACCCGACCCUAACCCUAGCCAGUGUAAUUGUAUUAUCGAUCAGAUUUUUACCGGCGGCCUGCAGAGCGACGUGGUUUGCCAAGCGUGCAAAGGCGUCUCCACCACGAUCGAUCCCUUCUGGGACAUUUCGCUCGAUCUGGGCGAAUCGUCGAACGGGCAGGGCGGAUACGGUGGACCACCGAAAUCGCUCAUCGACUGUCUGGAGCGGUUUACCCGGGCGGAGCAUCUUGGGUCGAGUGCCAAGAUCAAGUGCAACACGUGCAACAGCUACCAGGAGUCGACGAAACAGCUGUCCAUGCGCACACUACCGAUUGUGGCAAGCUUCCACCUCAAGCGCUUCGAACACUCUAGUCUGAUCGAUAAGAAAAUUUCCACCUUCAUCUCAUUCCCGGCGGAACUAGACAUGACACCGUUUAUGUCGCAGAAAAAGUCUGACCAGCAGCAAUCACAUCAAACACCGUCCUCACCGAACUUUGCCGGCGGUGGAGCGAACGGUUCUUCCGGCUCCUCCCUGCCGGGCGUCGUGUCCACAUGCCUACCGAACGAUGAUGCGAGCAGCGAUACGGUUUCCGAUUUCCGCUACUCACUGUACGCCGUCAUUAACCACGUCGGCACGCUCGAUGCGGGCCACUACACCGCGUACGUACGGCACCAGAAGGACAUUUGGGUCAAGUGCGAUGACCACAUCAUAACCACUGCCACACUCAAGCAGGUCUUGGACAGCGAAGGGUAUUUGCUGUUCUACCACAAGAAAAUACUGGAGUACGAGUAAAGCGCGGGGCUAACAAACGAAAAAAAAACUCAACGGGUGGAACAGAUUACCGACCGUAGUGACUGACGUGUAGAGGAACACAUUAAAGACUGGUUAAAGAAAGAAAAAAACAAAACAAAAGGGCAACCGCGUAACGGCAAAUAUAAUAGGGAUAUACUACGAGGACGAGAUCGCGCGUAGCGUCACAGCAGGAAAAAAAGGGAGGGGAAUGUUUCUUAUGACAUUUUUUUUAAAUCCCUCAUUGAGCCUUUUUUUUUAACCCCAAGCACGGGAAUGGGCGAAACCGCACCGAACAAAAAAAUGUAUAAAUUCGAUUUUUAAUUUUAAAAAGCGUAUCGUUCGCUCGUAGGACAAUACGGCUGGGUACACACAAUAGGACGCUAGGGAUGGUAAAGUUUCUGUUGUACGUUUAGUAAUAUAUUUAUUCAAAGUGGUCCCCGUCCUCCCAUUUUAGAGCGUUGCCGUAGAGGAGAGUUCAUUUUUUUUUAGUUUUUGUAUUUAUUUGGCGAUCUGACGAGUGUGACAAUUAUUUGCAUCCCCGGGGGAGUUGGUCGAGAAAACGGGACGAGAGGUGCAUGCAAUGCGGAGGAUGAGAGGGGUGAAAACUAGGAUGCUUAAUUGAAAAUAUAACACGAAAAUUAAUAACCAUAGUA